This is a messenger RNA of Polyodon spathula (Mississippi paddlefish), 4210 nucleotides long. RefSeq names its product cell adhesion molecule 2-like. The transcript has 12 exons. NCBI's taxonomy places the organism in Eukaryota, Metazoa, Chordata, Actinopteri, Acipenseriformes, Polyodontidae. Bases 726 to 2036 code for a protein of 436 amino acids. The record is from RefSeq and is a predicted model, not a curated record.
UUCUGUGUUACACCAAUUGUCCUUGAAACAUGUCCCUCGAUAAAGGAAAUGUUUGACGACACUUCAGAUUUCCCAAGACUGGGUAAACGUUUCUUUACAAAAACCACGACAGCUACGUUGCUGUUCUUUCAGAACCACGCAAGCCCUGCCCCGGAAGCGAGGGCGAAUAAGAUUUACGCCAUUCUUAUUACCAGCACGAGCACCACAAAUUUAGGAGGGUGCAUGACAGCGCCAGUACAAGAAGCACGGAAAAAAAUUAAAAGGCCUUCAUAUUUUAUGGAUUGGAUGAUCAAGCCUAUAAACUUGUUUUGAUUGGAAGAGAGACACAUCAGUUUCCAUGCAAGCCUCUCUAUCUGCUGUUUAGUUUGCCUCGGCUUCUCACGCCCAGCAGUUUCUUAAGCCACACUCCAGUCAAAUAUAAACGCCUGCGAUUGGUGAAGUGCCUUGAUCUAUCAAGCAAGUAGGCGGGUACGUGGCUUGCUGCGGCUUUGCACUGAGAGGCUGAAACUGUACUGUCUCAGUCAGAGCAUCUCUUGAGCGCACAGUAACUGUACUAGGGUAGUGUUGGAGCCGACAGGAGACAGAAAAUAAUUCCAAGAGGAGAAUAUAUAUAUAUAUAUUAAUAGUGGUAAUUUACACACAUCUGGAUAAACUGCAGUUUUCCAAACGGGAAAGAAUCGAGACAAAAACCCACCUCAGUGAUACUAGAAGGAAGAGAGAAGAAUAUGAUUCUCAAGCAGCAUUUACUCCUUACCCUCUACAGCUUCUGUGGGAUUCUUCUAAAAGUGGCUGUUACAAAAAGCAAAGUGAAAGGCAGCCAGGGGAGCUUUCCCAUUACUCAGAAUGUGACAGUUGUUGAAGGAGGAACUGCAAACCUGACCUGCAGGGUAGAUCAUAAUGACAACACCUCCCUCCAGUGGUCAAACCCAGCUCAACAAACUCUUUAUUUUGGUGAUAAAAAAGCGCUGAGGAACAACCGGAUUGAACUGGUUCGAUUUUCAUGGCACGAGCUGAUCAUCAGCAUCACUGAUGUGACUCUGUCAGACGAAGGACAGUACACUUGCUCUGUCUUUACUAUGCCUGUCAAGACCUCCAAGUCCUUCCUCACUGUUCUAGGAGUCCCUGAAAAACCAGAGAUUGCUGGUUUUACGAAACCUGCCUUGGAGAAAGACACAAUCACACUCACCUGCAAUACCUCAGGCAGCAAGCCAGCAGCUGAUAUUCGCUGGUUCAAGAAUGACAAAGAGAUUAAAGGUGUAAAGGAAGUGAAUGCCAGUGGAAAGACCUUCACAGUAAAAAGUAUCCUGGAGCUAAAAGUGGACCGGAAUGAUGAUGGAGUCACAAUCACCUGCAGAGUUGACCAUGAAUCUCAUAGCUCAGCACCACAGCUUGCUACACAGGUUCUUCAAGUUCAUUAUGCUCCUAUUGUGAAGAUCAUACCACCCACAGAAUUGCCACAAGAAGGGCACUAUUUAACAUUGGUCUGUGACUUCAACGGGAAUCCCAUUCCUGAACCAGUUAUAUGGACAAAGGAUGGUGGGGAAUUACCGGAUCCUAACAGAAUGACUGUCAAUGGAAGGGAGCUGACAAUUGCUUUUCUAAAUAAGACUGACAAUGGGACUUACCGGUGUGAAGCCAGCAACAGCAUUGGGCAGGACAGUGCAGAAUACCCACUGUUUGUGUGUGAUUUUCCCACAACUUUGUCUCCAUCCACAACCACCCCUCCCCAAACCACAACAACCACAACCACAGUAUCCAUAGAAACCUCUGCAGCAUCUCCCAGCACCACAGAUCCCAAUGCCUUGGCUGAUCAGGCUGCAACUGACCACGCAGUUAUCGGUGGAGUAGUCGCUGUUGUUGUCUUCAUCACCCUGUGUUUAAUAAUUGUACUUGGUCGAUACCUUGCAAGACAUAAAGGAACAUAUUUAACAAACGAAGCAAAAGGUGCAGAAGAUGCCCCAGAUGCAGACACAGCCAUCAUCAAUGCAGAAGGCAACCAAGCCAAUGCAGAUGAAAAAAAAGAGUAUUUUAUUUAGAUAAGGGCUCCAUUUAUGCUUACUGGAGUGGUUGCUAGUGAAAAACGACAAUUAACAAUGCCCAUACUUCUAUAAUUACUGAUUGUGCCCCGGUAGAAUUUUUUUUUUCUUAUCCUGCACACCACCGUUAAUAGUCGUUUUUUACAAGCAACCAGCUGCUGAAGACAUCGCCUUUUUUAUUUAAAUCUUUUCUGUAUAACAAGAGCCUCUGAGUUAGAUAUAGUCAAUUUACUUACACAGUGCAUACAUAUACAGACAUAUGUUUAACUUUGAUGGGUUAAUUUAUGUUUUAAAUGUAGAUUUUUUUUUUUUUUUUCAGGGAGCAAUAUGUGAUGUUAUAAGCAACAUAUUUAAUGCUGACAGAUUGUAGAUUUGUGAAUUAGACUUCACAUUCAUCUGUCACUUACAAAUGAGUUAAAAACAUUAAUGAAAAAAAAAGCUUGGACGGUUAAGAGAUGAAGGUCCUCAUGUGUCUUUUUCUCUUAGAAACAUUUUUUGUCAACAAACCAGUUUUAAAAAGCCAUGAAACAGACAUGGGCUGUUUUAUUUGACAUAAGGGUUUAUAGAGGUACACAUAUAUGAGAACAAAGUAAAAUAUUUGAUUAGUAAAGUAAGAUAGUAAUAGUUCAAAGAUUGUUAGGAUUAGAGGACAAGCAUUGUUGCUUAAGAUUUUGGGACUUGUCAUCUGAUCAGCAUUUGAAACUAGUUAACUGUAUUAUAGUUUAUAUGAUAGCAUGUUACAUUAAAGCUCCAAGUAGUGUUUAUCAAUUUAAGCUCACAGAAAACCAUGUGUUAAAGGAGAUGUGACUAUUUGGGCACCAAAAAGCACAAUCUACAACGAGCCUUCUAUUAUGAAUUGCAUCUUAAUAACUAUUUACUUUUUAUGUCUGUAUAUUCCAGCACUGUUUAGUUAUAGGUUUUUCUUGUCUUAAUUUGAUAAAAACUGGAAGCACAAAAUUAUAACGAGAAACAGUAUUAAGCUACCAGCCCACAUACUGCCUCAGGAUUAGGCUGUGAAAUGAGAUUUUUUUAAAUUUGCUGUCCUGUUUCAGGCCAGUUAAUAAAUACUGCUGUACACCGAGAAUUGACUAGCAAAAUAUUCCAUAUCCACAUGGAACAAAACAUUUGAAAAACACUUUUUUUUUUCUUUAUAUAAUGAGUGAGCUCCCUUGUUAAUAACGCUGUAUAUUAUGUCUGCUACAUGUGGUUAAUAGUGAAAAUUGAUGUUAGACUUUGAAUCUCUCAAACCCUAAAUUUGUAUAUUAGCCAAUUUAUCUAUUGAAAAUAAUCUAUACAUAUUUUCAAUUUAUCUAUCAUUUGUCAUUGCUCAUAUAUAAAAAUGCAAUUUUUUUCGAAGGCAUGUACAUACUGUGUAGGUACUAAAAUGUAGUAAUACAGAGUCGUUGUUGAUUUGUUUGUUUCAACUGUUCUGCAAAUUCAUUCAAGUCUUAAGCUCUUGUUUUUUUGAAGGAGGGUAUUACCAUAAAGAGCAUUAAUAUCCCCUGGUCAUGCUUGUAAAUGCUGCUGCAUUAGAUCAGGUGGAAAUUAUUAAACCCUGGUCAAGCAGCGUGAUUGGGAUCACUUCCAAAUAGUGGGUGAAACAGAAAUGACAUGUUCUAAAAAUUCCAACGCUGUCAAUACAAAAAGCUAUCUCCAACUGUCAACAUAGAACUUGAUUGCAAUGAAGGCGUUGUCAUACAAGCAACUUCUGUUUACAUCAACAAGUGGGACACUUGUUUCCAGCAUGCUGCCUUUUGUGACUAUGUUGGUCAACAUGCUGUCAACAACGCGAUAACAGUCAGCAACCUGUUUCCCAGUUUAGGACACUGUUCUAUUUUGCUGGCAACACACUCAAUACAAGCCAAUCAUAUCUGAUGUUAAUGUCACAUAGUAAAUUUGCGUUUAUGUUUUUUUUUUUAUAUUCAGAACACAGUGUCAGUAACUCCCAUUAUUCUGAAUAUGAAAGCAUAAUUUGAUGUUAUGAGCAGGUGAGGCUAUUUGAAAUGAAGAUGCAGUUACCCUUCUACCUCACCAUUAGAAUGAAGCACCUGUCUUGUGAUUAAUCCUGGUAAAUAAAACAACUUAAUAAAUCAUGGUACUAAGACAAUGUGACAAAUACUGCAGCUGAUUCUAUAGUAUUAUGUUUUGGUUUUUCUACAUUUUAAUUUAUAUAA